AAAGGAAAAUUGUUGUCUUGUCUGUCUGAACUUCCUCUCCGAAUGUAAUCUGUUAUUGAGAACAUCGGACUGUAUUAUUGUAAAAGGACGAGAGCAUUUGCAAAAUAAUGAACAUAUACUUUUGUGGAAGCAUCCGUGGAGGGAGACAGGACGUGAAUAUUUACCAGCGAAUAGUGAAGCAAUUACAGAAGUACGGCAAAGUUUUAACAGAGCAUGUCGGCUAUGAUAGUCUGUCUGAAAAAGGUGAGGGCGCAGUCUUGGAUGGAGACAAAGCGAUUCAUGAUCGGGAUAUGGAGUGGCUUAUGAUGUCUGAUGUGAUAGUGGCUGAGGUGACACAACCAUCUUUAGGAGUCGGCUAUGAACUUGGUCGAGCUGUGGCAAUGAACAAGAGGGUUCUCUGCCUCUUCAGGCCAUCUUCUGGAAAAGUGCUGUCUGCAAUGAUAAGAGGAGCAGCUUCUACAAUGACAGACUCGCUCUUUCAUGUACAAGACUACGCAGAGGAUGAAGUCGAGAGUAUCUUGGAGAAGUACUUUGAUCCUCUCGCCAAGAACUGAUUUCAGUGUAUCAUAUCUUCUAUGUUAUGCCUCUGGUUUGAUAAGUGGGCCAUAAUUAGCUUGAAAAAAGUAUUUGAGGUUACAUGUAUUGAGCAUAUUUGUAAUAUCAUUUAAAAAGUACAUUAAUUAGUGUAUUAUACUUAAAUGUGAAUAAAUCUGUUCUAGCAACAUAAACAUUGGUUCAUUUGAAUAAAGGUACUUAUAAUUAGGGAUGUGCACGAAUAGUCGAAUACUCGAGUAUUCGUUUUGCAAUAAGUAUUCGAAAACGAAAAAUACUAUUCGAAUUUUGCAAAGUUUUGCUUUGCUGGCCAUAUAUACAGUGAGAUGCAUGUUAAAUCCUGAACACAUAAAUUAAAACUGGCAGUUAUAACAGAAUGCACUGGGUGGCGCUCUUGAGUGUGGACACAUGUUGAUCACAUUUGAUGAGCAAACCGCUCUGUCAGGAUGUUUAGAUGGACACCAAAAAGCGGGUUAUUGCAAGAAUGUGGCUUACUGUGGAUGGGUUCACUGUUUAAAUGUACUGGAUAAGCGGUGUACUCUUUACUCUCGUAUAUGUGCAGCUCAACAGAAAGCAGCGUCCCCAUUGCAACGUAAUCCCCGCAACGCUUCUGUAAACAACAAACAUGGCAUCCGAGAAAGACUUUGCUAGCCGCGGGACAUUCCAACAAUUAAACUGGUGUGUAUAAAUGAGUAUAGUUUACUGAGCAUGUGGAUAUGCUUGUUUUUCUCAACAAAAACAUGACAUGAGAUGCAAUAUUAACAUAACUAUUAUAUGCCGAGUGUUUAUAGUCGUUCUGUAUAUUAAUUGCGUCAGUCUACUUUAUUAGCGGUGUCUUUUUCUUCGCUUUGCAUGAGCUUAAAUGCUUUAAUUCUGUACUUUUUUGUUUUCACGUUUUGCUUGUUUUAAAUGUUUUCAACAACAAAAACACAGGACAUAAUAUAAGCUUGUUUUGGAUGUAAUUAGAAGCUUGUUUUUUUUUUUAAUGGUGACGCAACAUUUAUGACUAAAAUAAAAUUUUACAACGUC
Myxocyprinus asiaticus (Chinese sucker) is the source of this 1581-nucleotide messenger RNA. It is a transcript of the gene dnph1, whose product is annotated as 2'-deoxynucleoside 5'-phosphate N-hydrolase 1. The coding region runs from base 108 to 554 and encodes 148 amino acids. Gene Ontology annotation, cellular component: nucleus. Lineage: Eukaryota; Metazoa; Chordata; Actinopteri; Cypriniformes; Catostomidae. Gene Ontology annotation, biological process: deoxyribonucleoside monophosphate catabolic process. The record is from RefSeq and is a predicted model, not a curated record. The transcript has 4 exons. Gene Ontology annotation, molecular function: 5-hydroxymethyl-dUMP N-hydrolase activity.